This is a messenger RNA of Halichondria panicea, 4420 nucleotides long. RefSeq lists its product as uncharacterized. Gene Ontology annotation, biological process: DNA integration; proteolysis. The coding region runs from base 256 to 4194 and encodes 1312 amino acids. NCBI's taxonomy places the organism in Eukaryota, Metazoa, Porifera, Demospongiae, Suberitida, Halichondriidae. The transcript has a single exon. The record is from RefSeq and is a predicted model, not a curated record. Gene Ontology annotation, molecular function: zinc ion binding; nucleic acid binding; aspartic-type endopeptidase activity.
CCACCGGAACUAUCUAGAAGUAGCUGUAAUGUAUCUGUAAUGAUCUAGAACAAUCUAGCUAGAAUUGGAACUGUACUUUGUACUUAGUGGAAAGUUCUAGAAGUUACUUUAGCUUUGUAUAUAUAAGAAGGUUCUGUACUGUGCUCGGUGUGUUCUAUUCUACCCCAAGAAUAUUUAUCUAUGUCAAAGUGAAGACAAUAAUUAAUAGAUACAACAAUUGGCGACAAGGAUUAACUCAGAAGACAAGAAGAAGCUAUGGCUACCCAGCAUGGCGCUUUUGGAGAAUUCUGUCCAGACAAAGAAGACUGGAUAUCCUACACUGAAAGACUAGAGCAGUAUUUUCAGGCGAAUGAUGUCGACGCUGCAGAGAAGCAGAGGGCUAUAUUACUGAGUGUAUGUGGAGCAUCAACGUAUCAACUGAUCAGAGACUUAGUGGCUCCAGAACGGCCAAGCACCAAGACUUUCCAAGAGGUAGUACAACUCGUGAAAGAACACCACCAGCCUCCACCAUCGUUUAUCGUGCAGCGAUACAAUUUUAAUAUGCGAAGCCAGAAAGAAGGAGAGACAAUUUCAGCAUUCAUGGCCAGCCUGAGAAGACUCUCUGAGCACUGCAAAUACGAAGCUAUUCUGGAUGACAUGCUUAGAGAUAGACUCGUUUGUGGAGUCAGAGAUAGGAGGAUUCAACAGCGUUUACUCUCAGAAACAAAUCUCACCCUUCAAAAAGCUAUGGAAUUAGCAUUAGCGGCAGAGGCAGCAACUCGCAACUCUCAAGAACUCCAAGCAAGCAAGACACAGAACACUGAAGCUCUACACAAAGUCCAGCACUCUAAAACAAGUCAAAAGGAAAGCAAGAGCAAAACGUUUGGACCUUGCUACCGCUGUGGAGGAAACCAUGCCCAAAGGGAUUGUCGAUUCCGAGAAGCUGAGUGUCGUGAAUGCAAGAAGAAAGGACACAUCGCUCGAGUAUGUCGCUCUAAGACAAAAAGGAAGUCAACUCAUAGAGUCAGUCAGGAACAAAGUGAGUCAGAAGGAACUGAAGAUGAAAUUCUACUCCUACAUUGUACAAGAACGAACACUACUGAGCCGAUCACUGUUACCGUGAAAGCAAAUCAAGCUGACCUUGAAAUGGAAGUGGACACCGGAGCUUCAGCUUCCAUCAUCAGUGAAGCUACUUACAAGAAACUCUGGCGAGGUCGUUUACCUCCACUGAAGAAUACAAAUGUCAAGUUACGUACUUACUCAGGAGAAAUCAUCAAGGUACAGGGAACCACGACGAUUGAAGUGGUUUACGAGAGUCAAAAGGAGCAGCUUCCUCUUCUAGUAGUCGUUGGAAAUGGUCCAAGUCUACUUGGAAAAGACUGGAUGAAAAAGAUCCGCCUAAACUGGAACAAGUUAGUGCACAAAGUGGAAGAGGAACACACACUGAAAGCUGUUAUUGCGAAACAUCCCAAUGUUUUCAAGGAAGGACUUGGACUAGUCAAAAGUUAUUCAGCAAGGAUUCAUGUUGACCCUGCCUCAUCACCGAGAUUCUGCAAGGCAAGGCCUGUAGCCUAUGCUCUGAGGGUAAAGGUCAAUGCCGAACUAGACCGACUUCAGAAUGAAGGCGUCAUCGAGCCUGUAGAGUUUUCUGAAUGGGCUGCACCCAUUGUUUCUGUGAUCAAGCCCAAUGGAUCUCUUCGUAUAUGCGGCGACUACAAAGUGACAGUCAACUCUGCAUCGAAGCUAGACAAGUACCCAUUACCCAGGAUUGAAGAUCUAUUCUCUCAGCUGGAAGGAGGUAAAACAUACUCUAAACUCGACUUAUCUAACGCUUUUCAGCAAGUCUCACUUGAUACCGAGUCCAAGAAGUUCACAACUAUCAACACGAGCAAAGGUCUUUUCCAGUAUACUCGACUUCCGUUCGGUAUUUCUUCAGCACCUUCCAUAUUCCAGAGAGUUAUGGAUGGAGUCUUGAGCGGUCUCGAUGGAGUAGCAGCUUACAUUGAUGACAUUGUUGUCACCGGAAAAACAGAACAAGAGCAUCUGCAAAACCUGGACAAGGUACUCACACGAUUGGAACGAGCAGAUCUCCGACUCAACCCUGCCAAAUCAGCCUUUAUGCUACCAAGUAUUCAGUAUUUGGGUCACGUCAUCUCAGCUAAAGGCAUACAACCUAGCCAAGAGAAGGUUCGAGCUCUACUUGAAGCACCAGCUCCCAACAAUCUCCAACAAUUGAGAUCUUUCCUGGGCGCUAUCAGUUAUUAUCGAAAGUUCUUAUCCAAUCUGUCCAGUAAGCUGGCACCACUGAACAAGCUCCUGCAGAAGGAAGUGAAGUGGACAUGGGGAAAAGAACAGGAGUUAGCAUUCAAGGAAGCUAAGCAGCAACUGACGUCUACGAAUGUACUCACACACUACAACCCCGAAAAGACCCUGUUGCUAUCAUGUGACGCCUCACCUUAUGGGUUAGGAGCAGUUAUUUCACACAGACUGGAUGACGGAAGUGAGAAGCCAAUAGCUUUUGCCAGCAGAUCAUUGGCACCGGCUGAAAGAAAAUAUGCCCAAUUGGACAAAGAAGCACUCUCAAUUGUAUUUGGAGUAAAGAAGUUCCAGCAGUAUCUACAAGGUCGAAAAUUCAUCAUUCUCUCUGAUCACAAACCACUGCAACACCUACUCAGUGAAAACAAGCCGAUACCGGUGUUGGCAUCUGCCAGGAUUAAGAGAUGGGCUCUGAUUCUCAGUGCGUACGAUUACAAGAUCGAAUACCGACCAGGACAACAACAUGGCAACGCAGAUGUCCUAAGCCGCCUACCUCUUCCAGAGACAGUGAAAGAAGCGAGUCUGCCAGGAGAAACAGUUCUUUUAAUGGAAACUCUUCAUAGUGCACCAGUCGAUUCCAAGAAAAUCCGCUUCUGGACAGACCACGAUCCAGUAAUGUCUAAAGUCAGAAGAUUAGUGUUGUCAGGAUGGAAAUUCUCAGAUGACGAGAAGUUGCAACCCUACCAAAAAUGUCACAAGGAAUUAAGUGUACAGGAUUCUUGUGUGCUGCGGGGAGAAAGAGUUGUUGUUCCAGAAGAAGGCAGAAACAAGACCUUAGAAAUUCUACACGAUGGACAUCCAGGAAUAACAAAGAUGAAGCUACUAGCAAGAAGUGUCGUUUGGUGGCCAGGAAUCGAUUCGGAUAUCGAAAACAAGGUAAAAACGUGCGAGAUGUGUGCACUUCACCAAAAGUCUCCUCCAAUUGCCCCUUUACAUCCUUGGGAAUGGCCAAAGACGCCAUGGACAAGACUACACAUCGACUACGCUGGACCAUUUAUCGGGAAAAUGUUUCUCGUAAUUGUGGAUGCUUACUCAAAAUGGUUAGAAGUUAUGCCUGUGUCGUCUGCCAACUCCACUCAGACAGUUACAGCACUUAGGCAAGUGUUCUCUACCCACGGGAUACCCGAAGUCAUAGUGUCUGAUAAUGGCACUCCAUUUACAAGUUUCGAGUUCAAGACAUUUACCAAGAGCAAUGGAAUUCGUCACUUAACAUCUGCACCAUACCAUCCAUCAACCAAUGGUCUUGCAGAAAGAGCAGUCCAGACUUUCAAGAGAGCAAUGAAGAAAAGUGGAUCUGGAGAGUUAAGUACCAAACUAGCUCGUUUUUUGUUUCAUUAUCGAACAACGCCUCAUUCUACAACUGGCCAGACUCCAGCAGAACUACUCAUGGGACGUUCCCUCCGAACAUGCUUGGACUUGUUAAGGCCAAACAUCAGAGCUAAGGUAGAAAACAAACAGCUCUCGCAGAAGUCAUCUCAUGACGUCAGAGUGAAAGAACGCUCAUUCUUCCCACAAGACAAAGUGUAUGUUAGAGAAGCAGGUACCAAUUCACCAUGGACGCCUGGAGUGAUUGUAUCGAAACAAGGAAAUCUUACGUACGGAGUGAGACUAGAAGACGAACGACUAGUUAGGAGACAUGUGGAUCAUGUUCGAAGUCGCUCUUCAUCCUCCGAUGAACCGCAGCAAACUGAAGAAGAAAUGCCCGAUGAGAUAGACAUACCCUCAUCACCAGCUCAGCCAGAAGAAUCACAAAACCAAGAAGAACCAGCUCAACCAGAAGAUUCACAAGAAGAAGAGCAACUUCAAGCUCAAGAGCCUCUCAGACGAUCUACUAGAGGUCAUAGACAACCGGAACGUUACGGAUAUUCAAUUCCCACCACAGAUGAACCUUCAAUCUAAGGGUGGAGGAAUGUAGUAUCCACCGGAACUAUCUAGAAGUAGCUGUAAUGUAUCUGUAAUGAUCUAGAACAAUCUAGCUAGAAUUGGAACUGUACUUUGUACUUAGUGGAAAGUUCUAGAAGUUACUUUAGCUUUGUAUAUAUAAGAAGGUUCUGUACUGUGCUCGGUGUGUUCUAUUCUACCCCAAGAAUAUUUAUCUAUGUCAAAGUGAAGACAAUAAUUAAUA